AGUAAGCCAAUUGCACGAAUCGAGAAAGAAAACAACAAAAAUGUCUCUGGUGCCAUAUUGGUUGCGACAUUUGAGGAAUCUGGCGUACAGAGAUCCCAUCGUCAGAGCAUUUGAAGAUCCAUUCGCCGUUUUUGCCAAAGACCCUUUCUUCCGGGAUCCUGUCAAAUACAUUAAACAAGUGACAGCGCCGUUGGAGUCAAAUCAUGGUAUCGAAGGUAUUUACUCUGAUUCAGAAGUGAAAGUAGAUGGGACGAAGGUCGAAGUACAUUUAGAUGUUCAGAACUUCACCCCGGACCAGAUCCAAGUGAAGACAAUUGGAAAUGAGGUUACGGUGGAGGGAAAGAAGGAGGUUAAGCGAGAAGACGGCUGGACGAGGAGCAAUUUUGAGAGGCGGUUUCUGUUGCCCGAGGGUUUUCCACCAGAGCGAGUGGAAUGUCACUUCGACAAAGGGAAGUUGAAGCUAGUGGCAUUCAGAGCUGAACCACUGACGGAGAAGACGAUUCCUGUCCAGGACAAGUCGAGUUCCGGUGGAGAGAAGUCCUCUUAAAGUUUACGUGAAAAUUUUAUUAUUACGUUAGAUUUCGAACUGAUUAGAUUGUA
Molecule: messenger RNA, 600 nt
Organism: Achroia grisella
Lineage: Eukaryota; Metazoa; Arthropoda; Insecta; Lepidoptera; Pyralidae
Product: heat shock protein Hsp-12.2-like
Exons: 1
Coding region: 41-547 (168 amino acids)
Biological process (GO): response to heat; protein refolding
Molecular function (GO): protein folding chaperone
Source: RefSeq, a predicted model, not a curated record